AUGACUCCAGCUGGAUCCCAAGUCUGGUGUGUUGUGUUCCCCAACGGCGCAUACAUUGCCGCUGGCACGCACGAUAAGAGAGUUCUGAUAUGGGAUGCGGUGACCUGCCAGAUGACUAUCGACCCAUUCGGCCCAUACCACGCGGUGAGAGCCAUUGCAAUCUCGCCGGACAACACUCAGGCACACAACGGCAAGAUGCGGUCGGUGGACUACUCGCCUGACGGUCGAUGGCUUGCUUCGGGAUCGCUGACGGUACUGUCUGCAUAUGGAGUACAUCCGACUGGCGAAUGA
Rhizoctonia solani is the source of this 291-nucleotide messenger RNA. Its product is annotated as WD-40 repeat-containing protein. Lineage: Eukaryota; Fungi; Basidiomycota; Agaricomycetes; Cantharellales; Ceratobasidiaceae. The record is from RefSeq and is a predicted model, not a curated record. Bases 1 to 291 code for a protein of 96 amino acids. Gene Ontology annotation, molecular function: protein binding. The transcript has 2 exons.